AAUAUAUUAUAGUUUAUUGUAGAAGAAAAGGUUGGGAAAGGGAAGGAAAGGAAAAGCAGAGCAACAUAGAACUUGUGAGGGAGAGAAUCUUGGCAUUUACUUCUUCUUCUUUUUGCUGGGUUUUUAGGUGCCGUGGUUUCUGGAUUUCUUUUCCGGUUUUAUGUAGAAAUGUGGGGGUUCCCAGCACAGCUUCGCCUCUCAAAGAUGGGUUUUCAGGGUGGAAGGUGGUGGGUUUGCAUGGUGGUUGAAGUCGUUUUUCUUGGGCUCUGAUGGGGGUUUCCUCCCAACAGGUUGGAAUUGGGCAUUGACCAGUUCCUGGCUUCCCUACUAAAAGAAACAUGAAAUCAGGAUCCAAAAAGGGCUGGAAAUCCAUCAUGCCUCUUCGUCUGAAAGGGAAAGCAGCCACUCGUUUUUGCAUGUUCCCAAAAGUGAAGUCAGCAAGCUUUGGUCCGGGAAACACCCCUGUUUAUCUCAAUGUGUAUGACUUGACACCCAUGAAUGGAUAUGUCUAUUGGGCAGGCCUUGGGAUUUUUCACUCUGGCGUGGAAGUUCAUGGUGUAGAAUAUGCCUUUGGAGCCCACGACUACCCAACAAGCGGUGUCUUUGAGGUUGAGCCUCGGCAGUGCCCUGGCUUCAAGUUUAGGAAGUCAAUAUUCAUUGGUACGACAUGCUUGAAUUUCAAUCAGGUUAGGGAGUUCAUGGAGCAGCACUCGGCCAACUACAAUGGUGACACUUAUCACUUGAUUGUUAAGAAUUGCAACCAUUUUUGCAAAGAUAUCUGUUACAAGCUGACAGGGAAUAAAAUCCCCAAAUGGAUAAAUCGACUUGCAAGAAUAGGGUCACUCUGCAACUGCAUACUCCCUGAGGCCCUUAAGGUAUCUGCUGUACCUCAUGACCCUACUUAUGAAGGAUAUGACAGUGAGAAGAGAAGACUGAGAAGUCCCUUUUGUUGCUUGUCUUCAAUCUCAAUGCGGCAGAAGCAGUUAUCCAUAUCUUCAUUGUUUAUACCAUCACCCUUUAGAGGGUGUCUGCCGUCAUGGGAAUUGAGAAGGUCCAACAACUCAUUGAAAGAAAGGUGAGGAAGCAUGUUCUCUCGUAUUCUGCAGCCGAAGAGGAUGUUGACCAUCUUUCCUGUAAGAAUUGUGGGAGAGUUUCCAGGGUCUUCUGUCAUUCAAUGUGGUGCUCAAGAUCCUUGAGGUUUAAGAAACAUUUGAAAAGGAUGUUGUUUUGUAUUUCAAUACUUAAAUUGGUCUUCUCUUUGUUACUACUGCCUUACCCUAAAUUUGUUUAGUGAUUUGCCUUG
Messenger RNA from Telopea speciosissima, 1303 nucleotides. RefSeq names its product deSI-like protein At4g17486. The transcript is spliced from 4 exons. Gene Ontology annotation, biological process: protein deubiquitination. The record is from RefSeq and is a predicted model, not a curated record. NCBI's taxonomy places the organism in Eukaryota, Viridiplantae, Streptophyta, Magnoliopsida, Proteales, Proteaceae. Gene Ontology annotation, molecular function: deubiquitinase activity. The coding region runs from base 339 to 1079 and encodes 246 amino acids.